GUCGGAUCGUCGCGCAGAAUAGACGCACAUUGCAUAUCGUCCUCCACGCCCGUUUCAGUCAGAGUUUUGGGUGUUCGGGUUCGGUUAUUAUUACAGCAGAGCAGUCGAAGCAACAACAACAACAACGAGUGACUGUGAAGCAAGUUCUUUAAUUGCUGCUGGAAGAAAGAAGAGAGGAAACAGCAGCAGCAGAGCAGAUACCAAGAAUUACCGAACGUAGCGCGCGGGGCAGCAGAAGUGAAGAACAACAUGAAAAUUAUAACAACCUCUUCUUGUGUCGUCGUCGAACGAAACGAAAUGUGGGCUCCCGUGUGAAAUGAACUGAAUAAUAAAAGCAGGCCCCAGAAAGCUCUCGCGGAGCGGAAAAGAAGUUUUUGGAGUAGCUGUGAAGAAAAAAAAUGAAAUAAUCAACGAACGGGGUGAAAGAUUGGAAAAUCGUGUGCCGUUUUGUGUACGAGUUGGGGUUUGACCAGCAUUUCGGAGUUCGGGUUCGAGUUCCGUUUCCGAUUCGGAACCACACACACAGAAAAUCGAUAACAGCAGCAGCAGCAAACGAGAGUAGCGGCAGGCAGCACUCUCGGGAAGAAGCGAAGCAAGCAGUUCAAAAAUGUUUAAUUUAUGAUAGCGAAGAAACGUAGUUUGAAGCUAGCGAUAGGCAAAUAGUGGUCUCGAAGUGUAGUUCGAGGCGAGUUUGUUUGGUGACUCUGAGGAAAAGAGGAAGAAAACACGCAAGAAAUGGAGCACCUCAGGACUCUGGUGGUGCUGGGGGCGCUGCUGACGGUGGCGUUCGGCUCGCAGUGCAACUGGGAGUACGAGAAGGCCAGUGUGACGUGCCGUCUGCGGACAAUCGAGCGCACCGGGCUGGACCUACAAGGGGCCGAGGGCGCGUCCCGGCUGGACGUUCAGUGUAGUGAGUUGAUUCUGUUCGAAAGUCAAUUACCGGCGCAGAAUUCGUUUGUGCGGCUCGCGAGCUUGAGCGAGCUGAAGAUUGAAGCCUGCAAGCUGUUGCAGCUUCCGGAGGGAGCGUUCGACGGGCUGUUGGGUCUGAAGAAGCUCAGUGUAAACACCCGGAACUACGAGUGGGGUGCGGGGAAAGUGCUGGAACUGCAAAGUGCGUCGAUGCAGGGACUGAAGGAACUGCAGUCGCUGGACUUGAGUGAUAACAACAUUCGUGGCCUGCCGGAGGGCUUUCUGUGUCCGCUGACAAACUUGAAAGUGCUCAACCUGACGAACAAUCGCAUUCGGGCCACCGAGAGUCUGGGUCUCGCGGGGAAGACGUGCAGUGGUGGGUCGGAAGUGCAAACGCUCAACCUGAGCUAUAACGAGAUUAUGAAGAUUCCGGAAAAUUGGGGUGUGUCUCGGCUGCGCCGAUUGCAGCACCUGAACCUCGAGUACAACAACAUUACGGAGUUGCACGGUGAAGCGCUGGCUGGUUUGAGUUCGCUGCGGACACUCAAUCUCAGCUACAACCAUCUGGAAACGCUGCCGGCUGGCCUGUUGGCGGGUUCCCGCGAGCUGCGCGAAAUCCACCUUCAAGGCAACCAGCUGUACGAGCUUCCACGGGGACUGUUCCACCGGCUGGAGCAGCUGCUGGUGCUGGACCUGUCCCGCAACCAGCUGUCCUCGCACCACGUCGACAACGGAACCUUCUCCGGGUUGAUCCGUCUGGUCGUGCUUAAUCUCGCCCAUAAUGCGCUCACCCGCAUCGACUCGAAAACGUUCAAGGAGCUGUACUUCCUGCAAAUUUUGGACCUCCGCAACAACUCGAUCGGCUACAUCGAGGACAACGCGUUCCUGCCGCUGUACAAUUUGCACACGCUCAAUCUGGCCGAAAACCGCCUCCACACGUUGGACGACCGGCUGUUUAACGGCCUCUACGUGCUGUCCAAGCUGACCCUGAACAACAAUUUGAUCAGCAUCGUCGAGCGUAAUGUGUUUAAAAAUUGCUCCGACCUCAAAGAGCUCGAUCUAAGCUCGAACCAGCUUAGCGAAGUGCCCCAUGCCAUUCGUGAUUUGUCGGUGCUGCGAGCGCUGGAUUUGGGCGAAAACCAAAUUAACUACAUCGAGAACGGAACGUUCUCCAACCUGAACCAACUGACCGGACUUCGCAUGAUCGACAAUCAGAUCGAGAAUAUUACCAUCGGCAUGUUUACCGACCUGCCACGGCUCAGUGUGCUGAAUCUGGCGAAGAACCGCGUCCAGAACAUCGAGCGGGGCUCGUUUGACAAAAAUUUGGACAUCGAGGCGAUUCGGCUGGACGGAAACUUCCUGACCGACAUAAAUGGAAUUUUCGCCACGCUCUCGUCACUGCUGUGGCUUAACCUGGCCGAGAACCAUCUGGUGUGGUUCGAUUACGCGUUCAUCCCGAGCAAUCUCAAGUGGUUGGACAUCCACGGUAAUUACAUCGAGUCGCUGGGCAACUACUACAAGCUGCAGGAGGAAAUCAAAGUGAAAACGCUGGACGCGAGCCACAACCGCCUCACCGACAUUGGCCCGAUGAACGUGCCGAACAGUGUGGAGCUGCUAUUUAUCAACGAUAACCACAUUAGCACCAUCCACGCGAACACGUUCAUCGAUAAAAUUAAUUUGGAGCGCGUUGAUCUGUACGCUAAUUCGCUGAAAAAGCUGCAGCUGCACCAGCUCCGGGUGGCACCGCAGCCAGCGGACAAACCACUGCCCGAGUUCUACCUCGGUGGAAACCCGUUCGAGUGUGACUGCUCGAUGGAGUGGAUGCAGCGGGUAAACAAUCUGACCGCCCGGCAGCACCCGAAAAUCAUGGACCUGCCCAACGUGGAGUGUAUCAUGCCACACGCGCGGGGCUCCCCGGUUCGGCCGAUCGUGUCCCUGAAACCAAAGGACUUUCUGUGUAAAUACGAAACGCACUGUUUCGCCCUGUGCCAUUGCUGUGAUUUUGACGCGUGUGACUGUGAGAUGACCUGUCCGACCAAUUGUACGUGCUACCACGACCAAACCUGGGGCACGAACGUGGUCGACUGCGGGAACCAGCGGGCCGCACUCGCGAAACCGGUUCCGAUGGACGCGACCGAGGUGUACAUGGACGGCAACGACUAUCCGGAGCUGCAGAACCAUGUCUUUAUCGGACGCAAAAAUCUGAAAGUGCUGUUUGCGAACGCGAGCAAGAUUAUCACGAUCCAAAAUCGCACCUUUGCCGGAUUGACCGCCCUUCAGGUGCUCCAUCUGGAAGAUAACGCCAUCCAAAAGAUUCACGGUUACGAGUUUGAGAAUCUGGGCCUGCUGAAGGAGCUGUACCUGCAGAACAACAUGAUCUCGGUGAUCGCGAACAACUCGUUCGCCCCGCUGUACUCGCUGCAGGUGCUCCGGAUCGAUGGCAACCGGUUGACCACGAUUCCGAUGGCCCAGCUUCAGGCCACGCAGCUGCAAAGCUUGCAGGCGCUCUCACUGGGGCGUAAUUACUGGAGCUGUCGGUGUCGGUUUAUGCAGGAGCUGACGUCGUUCGUCGCCGACAACGCCGUCAUUAUCCAAGACAUGCAGGACAUUUACUGCGUCGACGAUGGCAUCCACCGCGAUCUGGACUUUAACGUGACGGCUAGCUGCAGUGAUUACUACGCGGGCAGUUCAGUGCUGCCGGAUCGGCUGUCCGAAACGUACAUCUUCCUGCUGGCCGCGGCCCUCAUCAUCGCGUGCCUGCUAGUGUUUGUGCUCGUGAUGUUUAUCUUUCGUGAACCGUUGAGGUUCUGGCUGUUUUCCCGGUACGGAGUGCGAGUGUUUGGUCCGCGAUGUGAAGAUUCGGAAAAACUGUACGACGCCAUCUUUAUCUACUCGGCGAAGGACGCCGAGUACGUAGCGCGGAACAUUGCCGCCGAGUUGGAAAAUGGACGGCCUCCGCUGCGGUUGUGCCUUCAGCAUCGUGACCUCUCUGAGGACGCCUCGCACCUGCAGUUGCUGGAGGCUUCCCGUGCCUCGCGCCGGAUAGUGAUGCUCCUGUCGCGUAACUUCCUCCAAACCGAGUGGAGCCGGUGCGAACUUCGGCGGGCGGUGCACGAUGCCCUGCGAGGUCGACCCCACAAGCUGGUGGUGCUGGAGGAAGUGGGCGUCCUUCUGGAGGCGGAAAACGACGUCGAGCUAGUUCCUUACCUGAAGACGGCCACCGUCAACCGGAUCAAGCGCAGCGAUCGGCACUUUUGGGAAAAGCUGCGGUACGCCCUGCCCGUGGAGGCGCCCUACCGGGGCAACAACUACACCAUCGACCACCACGAGCGGGUCAAGCAGACAAGCGGCGCCAACGGCCCCGCUGGAGUCAUGUUCCGGCAGGCACCCCCCGCCUACUGUCCAGAAAUCGACGAGGCCAACUACUCUUCGGCGACCACGGCCACCCCCAGUCCACGACCAUCGCGCCGUGGCAUGGUCGAGCUGCCCCAGCGACCGCCGAGUGAACACAUCUACUCCAGCAUCGAUUCCGACUACAGCACGCUGGAGUGCGAAAACAUGGUUCCCGGAGUGCACCGACCGUCGUCAACGUGGCGACCCGGUGGCGGUGGUGGCCAGAACACCAUGCCCCAUGGACACCACGUGCAGGCGUACCUGGUCUAGGGGCGGCUUCCCAGGUCCCGGACCGCCUCGAUGACCACCGCCAGAAAGCGGCACCGAAAUAGUCAAGUGAUGUAGAAUAUGUCGCGAAUGUGUGUGUAAAUAGUUAGUCUGUACCAUAUUACUGUAGCGCUAUGUGAAGUGGAAAAUUAAUCGAAAGAAUUUAAAGUCGGUGAACAAGCGGGAGAGAAGGUGGAAAAAAGUGCUAAAUUAUGUAUAAAGAGAUGAAACUCGGAGUAUUAGGAGGUGAAGUUGUUACACGCUACCCUACAAAACAUGAAAAGCAAGUGAAGACGAGGUGAAAAAUAUUUGUGAUAUCGUAUUUUAUAAGUUUUAAUGAUAAUAAUGCUGCAGCAAACAAAAUGACAACCGAUAUAGUUUGGGAAAACCACUCGAGAAAAAAAUACUGCUACCGCAAAAAAAAUACUACUAACUACUAUUGCCACACAACAACCACAAAAAAAAACUGAAACACACAAACGCAAAAAAAGUAAUAGUUUUUUACACUGCUCCAUAGAGGUAAACAAAACGAAAAAAACGUGCAUUUUAAUUACAGUUUUAAAUAUUUAAAUUACCAAUAGUUAGAGUGAAGUGCAAACUGUGCGCUGGCAGCAACAAAAAGUGUUCCGAACAAAUGAGGUUAUGUUUUUGCGUUACACUCUAAAAACGAAAAGAAAUAGAAUCAAAAUUUAACCCGAAAAAAACGAUAAACGAGGUAUUAAAGUUUGCUCAUUAAGUUUGUGUAAAAAUUGAAGUUUCGGAAACAACAAAACAAAACGUGACAGUUCUAAUCCUGCUUGUUGUUUGUGCGUCCUUUUUCCCUGGGUUUCUUUAUUGUUUUCGCUGUAAUUAUUAUUUAAAUUAUUUAUUGCUAUUUAAUUGGGUGGACGCUCUCAUUUUCCGUUUGUUUGCGAACGUAAAAUGAAGUGUGCGAGAGAAAAAAAAAACAAAUUGAAGGGAGUGUUUGAGGCAUACAAACUAACUGUUGGUUUAGUGUUUAGGGCUUUUUGCUAUCAUGCGCAAAAAUCGUUGAACUAAAAUUUAACACUUACACACAAAAAAGGAGUAAUGAAUGAAAAUUGUGCCGCAAUGCGAUGGAAAGGGACUGAUACGAGCGAAUAUUAGUGUUAAAUAUUGAACCUGCAGCAGCUGUAUGAUAAAACGGUUAUUUUUCACAAACACAGGAAAAAAACACUGUAAAUAUUGAUGCCUACCUAGGGAAAACAGAGACAAACAUACGAGCUGAAGGCAUGCACAUACAAACACAAAAACACACACACAAAUGCAAACUAUGUAAAAAGUAUUAAUGUUAAGGAGAAAGAGCUAUAGCGCGCGCCGAGAAAGCAGAAGAAGAAAGCUAAAGAGUUAUCAUACACAAAAGUCGAGCAAAACUAGGAGCAGAUUCUAUAAGAGAGUAAUACACAGCCAGAGCAAAUCGUGUGACCAGACUGACUAAUUAAAAUGUUACACCUUAACCUGUGUGUAUAUAUUAAGGCAGAAAUGAAUCAGAUCAGAAGAAACCCGAUAAGUGAAUAAAACAGAACAUCAAAAAACUCGUGAAAACAAACAAACUAAACCAAGCUUCUUUUCUGUAAGUCAAAACAAGCCAGAGCUACACAAA
Culex quinquefasciatus (southern house mosquito) is the source of this 6190-nucleotide messenger RNA. It is a transcript of the gene Toll-7, whose product is annotated as toll-like receptor 7. The coding region runs from base 736 to 4572 and encodes 1278 amino acids. The transcript has a single exon. Lineage: Eukaryota; Metazoa; Arthropoda; Insecta; Diptera; Culicidae. Gene Ontology annotation, biological process: signal transduction. Gene Ontology annotation, molecular function: protein binding. The record is from RefSeq and is a predicted model, not a curated record.